Messenger RNA from Nematostella vectensis (starlet sea anemone), 1597 nucleotides. Its product is annotated as translation initiation factor eIF-2B subunit alpha. NCBI's taxonomy places the organism in Eukaryota, Metazoa, Cnidaria, Anthozoa, Actiniaria, Edwardsiidae. The record is from RefSeq and is a predicted model, not a curated record. The transcript is spliced from 11 exons. The coding region runs from base 102 to 998 and encodes 298 amino acids. Gene Ontology annotation, molecular function: translation initiation factor activity; guanyl-nucleotide exchange factor activity. Gene Ontology annotation, biological process: translational initiation. Gene Ontology annotation, cellular component: eukaryotic translation initiation factor 2B complex.
GAAACGUUUCUUCUCUGAACGCUUUUGAAUGGGAUGUCUGUGUCUCAUCACGAGCCAGCAAUGGCGCUCAGCGGAGUCCCGUUCUAGUACGAAGAACCAAGAUGGAGGUCGAAGACGCUUUAGCAUUCUUCAAAGAAUGUGUAGCACAAGAGCCCGGGAUGAGCGCUGCCGUGGCCGCCAUUCACACACUCAUCGAAUUCAUGAACACUUCGCAAGCUGAAACACUCUCAGAGUUGAGAGAUAACCUACAGAAGGUGAUAGAAUCCCUGACGCGGGCAGAUGUGGCUGUCACCUCCGUGUCAUCAGGAUGUGAGCUGUUUCUGCGCUUCAUCACGCUCUCUGCUCUGGAUAGUCCUGACUUUAAAGAGUGCAAAAGAGUCUUAGUAGAGAGAGGUCAGCUAUUUCUGAAAAGAGCAGCUUCAGCCAGACAAAAGAUUGCCCGGCUUAGUGAUGCUUUUGUAAAAGAUGGUGCUACAAUCUUGACCCAUUCAAGAUCCAGAGUGGUGUUGGAGAUUCUCAAGAUGGCGGCAGAACAGAAGAAGAGGUUUGAUGUGUUUAUUACGGAGUCUGCUCCUGACCAGUCAGGCCAUUUGAUGCAUGCCCAGCUGAAAGAGUGUGGGAUUCCCUCCACGGUAAUUCUAGACUCUGCUGUUGGGUAUGUUAUAGAGAAGGUGGACCUGGUACUGGUCGGUGCAGAGGGUGUAGUAGAAAGCGGUGGUAUUAUUAACAAGAUUGGUACCUAUCAGAUAGCUGUUAUGACAAAGAAUGCAAAUAAGCCAUUUUAUGUAGUAGCCGAAAGCUUCAAGUUUGUCCGUCUUUAUCCUCUUAACCAAGAAGACGUCCCCAACUCAAGCAAGUACAAGCGAGGGACAAGUAAUGGGACUGGUCACCCUGUGGUGGACUACACUCCGCCAUCCUAUAUCACCCUACUAUUCACAGACCUGGGCGUACUGACUCCCUCUGCUGUCAGUGAUGAGCUAAUCAAGCUCUACUUAUGACAGAAAAGGAUGGGUGAUGCCUAGAAAGUGUAUGAUCUACGGUAAAGGUUGCCCAUGGGUACCCUGUGGCGAGGGGUGACACAGGUAUCCCCCAUGUUAUUCUGAUCCCGGCUCUUCGCUUGAUAGAGAUGACAUCGACGACAUGGAUGACCUUGGCCGCAUUCCAUGCUGUGGAUAAGGCGACAUACGGUGCAUGCGCAGAGCUUGGUAUGUCCGCUGACCGUAUGGUGGGCUGGAGGGAGACGUUGGGGACACAGGUGGAAGUCCCAUUGGCGCAACCAUUGGUGAUAUCAUUGAUGGGUACCCUGUGGCGGGGGGUGACACAGGUAUCCCUCGACUCAUUUGGCCAAGACUUGCUGCUCUGCUAUCGUAAGCCCCUGUAAGUUUAAAGAUGCUGUCAAGCGUUUUUGAAGGAAGAAAACCGGAGCGGAAGAUACGUAAUGUAAAUUUGCAUUUAAAGUUACUAAAGCUCGUCAAAAUGUCGGAAAAUGCACGUAAUUUAUUUUAUGUAAGUAUGAAGCAUCCUUAGAAUAUUGGCUGAAAUAAAUAACUUUAAAUGCGAAAUUUCAACGUAAAAUAAAUUAUACUUACAUCUUGCA